Messenger RNA from Drosophila eugracilis, 8752 nucleotides. It is a transcript of the gene tefu, whose product is annotated as serine/threonine-protein kinase ATM. Gene Ontology annotation, biological process: DNA repair. Gene Ontology annotation, molecular function: protein binding; protein serine/threonine kinase activity. The coding region runs from base 47 to 8335 and encodes 2762 amino acids. The transcript is spliced from 29 exons. Lineage: Eukaryota; Metazoa; Arthropoda; Insecta; Diptera; Drosophilidae. The record is from RefSeq and is a predicted model, not a curated record.
AAAAUAAUUGUUAUCCUAGGCUUCUAAAAAGAAAAAAAAUGAAAAGAUGAGUGGACUGUUAAACGAUAUCCAGCGCAUCAUCGGUGAUCUGCAGUCUGGAAAGCCGGCGUGUCGGAACAAGGCCAUCGAACAACUGGACGAAAAGCUCUCCCACUGUAGGGAGGAUCUGAAUUGCUUGUUCCUGAGCAAAAGAUGUGAUCUGUCUUGGACAGCUGCAUUUGAAUCAGUGAAGGAGGCUCUUUUCAAACACUCAGGGUCCCUGGAGGAUGCGAAUGAGAAGUCUAUCAAGACAUUGGCGGGAAAAAACUAUCUAUUCGACAAUGUGCUUGAAAAGAUAACACAAUUUAACUUGGAAGCUGGAAUGCAUGCUAGCGGAAAUGGACACUUUCUGGCCAAGUCAACAAUCUUCAAUGCAUUCGAGGAGGGUAUCAAAAUGAGGGUGGUGGUCAAGUUCUUUGGAGACCGCAUCCUCAGCCUGCUGGACAGGGGAAUUUAUUCCUCAGACAGCUAUGUUCGAGAUCUAAAGAUUAACGAGUACAGCCGCAUUCUCUCCUACUUGUUCGAGCUGAAUGUUGAAAGGGACGAAGUUCUAAGUACCAAGAUACUAAAAUGCAUCACAAAGACAGUCACAUUGGCCAAGGAACGGGUUCAACUGCAUGGAGAUCUAGUCGAAUAUCUGCCGGAGCUCAGCAACUUUGCUCGAUCCGCACAUGGAGCCAGAAAAACUGAGAUUGUCCGCCUAUACUUAAUAUUCGCCUCGGAGCUCUCUGUUAACUGUCAUUACCAAUUGAGCAUUCACGCGCAGGAGAUCCUGCCCAAGCUGUGCGAGUUUCACGACGAAGAUGUCUUCCGGGACGAUACCAGAAAUUUGUUCUUCCAGUGUAUCACAAUGUCUCUACAAUCGUUGUACCCCAAGUUGAACAUGUGCGAUUUUAAUACUUUUGGUGUUCCCGUUGAUAAAAAGUGGUCGCAAACUCUGUUGCGACUAAAAACUAUUGUUAAUGUGGAGAUUCGUAAGAACUUAUUGGCUCGGUACAAGACCGCGCAACUCAGCAAUUACAAAUUCUCCGAAGCCUUUAUCAAAAUGUCUGCCUUGGUCAUGUAUAUCGUCCUGUGGCACUUGGAGACCAAAAAGAACGAUGAAAAUGAAGAAGGAGAUGCGCCAAAGAAGGUCCCGAAGCCUGCGGAUAAAAUGGAUAUUAUAUUUAACCUGAUUAACAAAAAGGAAAACACUUUUAAUGACGUCUGGUUUGCGAUCUUCGCAGAGAUACUCCAGCUAAGCAGUGUGAUUUUAAAUGUGGCCAAUUACCAGCAGGCGCUAACUACAGUGACAGAAAUAAUGCAAAUUUACGGCAAUGCCAGAAACUUGCAAAAUCUUGGAUUAUGUAUAAAAAGUCUUCUGGCCAAAGAACAAGAACUUUUACAAACGAAGUCCAUAAGGGAGGAUUUUCUGAGCGAACUUUGGAUCCAAAUGGCAAACCAUCUGAUAUUAGAAACAACAACUAACAGUGAAGAGAUUAGGGAAAAGCAAUUGGUGCUUCAGAUGCUAAUCAGAUACAACAAACUUAAUCAGAAGAUGGCUAGUACUCUGUUGCACAAUAUCACCUCUAAUGAGAUGUUGAAACGCAACGAAUGCAUAUCCACAGUUCGUGAAAUCUUUGUUCAUGCAGACAAAUGUGGUCUGGAUAAAACCUCUGCGGAUCUAGAGCCUAUCAUAUCGUGGGCUUACGGCAAUGGGGACCGCAACAGCGCCGCUCAGUUGAUACACAAUAUAGGCAGUAUAGAUGCUCGGCUACAGGCAGACACUUUUGCGAUCAGUAUCAUCAACUUUCUAGAUGAACAGCAGCUACAAGAGAUCUCCCGCCCAAAACCUGCGGUUGUUUCCACCGAUCAAAAUCUCUUGGCCUACAAGUACAACAAGCAACUGAUCUGCCUUGACAAGGGCUACUCUGCUCCAUUUUUGUCAAAAGCUCAGCUGCCAAGUGAAACAAAGAAUUGUUUGAUUCAAACAAAUUAUGAAUGCCUGAUGCGCGGUCUUAAUUUUCAGAUCUCCGAGGAAAACAAUCCAGCUGCUAUAUUGAAAAAUCUUAACAGUCUUCUAAGAUUGACUUGCACAAUGGAAAGACUUUUGUAUUACAAAGUGUUUGAUGCGGAAAACAAUUCUAGCUGUCCCUUGAUUAAAAGAAUUGGUCUGUAUCUUAGUCACAUCGAGUUCCAGUUCAAGGCGAACAGCUCUGAGAUGGUUGAUGAAAGCGAUUUACGAGAGAUUUUACGGCUAGAAAUAUCUUUACUCGAUGUUUUUAAAACAAAUGUGAUUUUACUUAAUUAUUUGGAAAGGCAACCCAUAGAAAUGUUGAUGGAAUUCGUUGGCGCUGCGCUUAAAAUGCAUUGCAUGCAAAGGGAGCGCUCAGAAAAUGAUGAUCACACGUCAAUUACCGCUCAGUGCCUUAAUAUAUUGGCUGGCCUCUGUGCCUGCAGUACGCAUCGGGAUGAUGCAUUUGAGCAUAUAACCAAGGUGACAAUGAUUUGGCAUCCCCAAGAUGUACUUAUUGUGACCAAGAUGUUAUGCAGCUGCCAGACCAUUUCUGAUGCAUCCAGCACUUGGCUAGUGAGCAAACUGAAGACACUUUUUCAACAUCACUAUCAGGACUUGGAUGUGAUCGAUAAAGUGGUGGAGCACAUGCCCACGAUUUUCCACUUUGUGUGCAGAGUAGAAUAUCACUUGGAGGAUAUGCUUAUGGCCCUUAACUCCCUGCUUAGGAUUGCCCUUAAGAAAUCAUACACAUCCCAUUUAACAGCGAAAAUUGUGCGUUGCGUGGGAUUGAUUGCUCAGCAAUGUCCGGAUAUUUACCUGCUAGAGAACUUUACUGUGAUAUGCAAAUCCACUGCAAAAUUCAUCACCAUGCCUACCUUGGAAGUGCGUUUCGCUACGCUCUUCACUUUCACAAUUCUCCUGAACACGAACUGUGUUACUAGUGAUGCCAUUGGACAUUCUCAAGCCCAUUGGGAUUUUUGUAAGGAGCUGUACGACAGCAUCGAGUUCAAGAAACUCACUUACAACAAUGAAGAUGCCACCCAAAACAGCAAUGCGUUAGUAGUUCAAAUGCUGAUCGCCUUCUUCGUACGGAGCUCAUUCCAUCAAGAGAUUGUAUUGAAGCAGCUCCUUCAUCAUUGUGCGCUUCACAGGCUAACUGAAACGGAGUUUGUUGCACUGCAAAAUAUUGUUCCGUGCUAUGGGCAAACUGUGUGUGAUCUUAUUCAACCCUUUGCCGGUGUACUGCUUCAUCAUUGGAGCUCCCAACGCUGGCCUCUUUCCAAGUUUCCAUACUUUCUUUGUUAUGGAAGGAAGAGCGAAUUUCGCAAAGCUCAUGCUAAUAACAUUAUGGCUUAUACAUUCCUCUACGGAAAAACAGAGGAUAUUGAAAAAUGCAGUAAAUCAAUUAGCGAGGAGGUGGCUCUUCCGAUAGUGGCAUCAUUUUUAUUGCCCAAGAACUGUUUCUGCAGCGAAAGCGAGGGCAAGGACUUUAAAGAUCACCAGCAGCUGUUAUCGGAAAAUCUUAGUUAUUCCCAACUAAAUGCCACCGAUGUAGAUCUUAAUGUGGACACCCUCUGUUCUGUUAUAAGCUUCCUGCAUGAUCCACAGGAACUACAGAGAUUGUUUGGUUCCUUUGCGCCGUGCUGCAGAGCUAGCAGCUGGUAUAGUCUAACUGGAGUGUCGCUCUUUGAUUGUCUUAACUUUUAUAUUGACCCUAAAAAAAAAUUAUCAGGCGACAGUCGAGUUUAUUCAAUGAUCACACUUCAAGUGAAACAUUCUCGUAUAUUGGUUGAUCUAUUUGCCCAUCUUAAAGCAAAUUGCUUUACUGCCUCAUUUUCCAGUCAGGCGUUGCGUAAUUUUUUUCUGUAUUGCGAAAUUGCAGAUGCUGUUUAUGACGCGGCCAAACAAAAUGAGACCUCUGUUAUCCAGUGUUCCUACUUUGUCCGCGAUAUUUGGUUCUUCGUUGUUCGGUUCCUGCAGCACACCAAGUCUAGCCGGGUCCAAAUGUGUGCUCUGACCUUCCUUGAACUGUUGUUGAAUAAACCCAGCUUCGCCUCUCAUGAUUUUCUAAGCCACUUGGGAGAGAUUGCUAAACUAUUAAGCAGUUUUCAACUCGGCUGUGAAUUGAAAGAAGCUAAGGAAAAGGCCAGUGCAAUUGUAAUACAAAUUUUGGAACUAAGCAAAGGUCAGAUGAACCUAAACUCAUUUCUCGAAGAGACCACGGAUUGCGAAUUUCUUAAACCUCUGCGAGAAGAGUUCAAGGCCAAUCUGCCCAACAUUAAUAAGGAGGAUGUCGCAAACUAUUUGCGUUCAUUUCUGACAAGUCCAACUGCAGAGAGAUUGCGGGAUCUCAGGGAAUAUAUUGCCGAGCACAAGGACAAAUUGCAAGAAAAUGAAAAUCUAUUAUUUGAUGUUAUUAACAAGCUUAUUCAAAUGACAAGAGAUUCGAAUAAUAAACGGAGCAGCAGCCUAGAUGCCCUUAAGUGUCUCGCUCAAAUUGGGCCGCUUAAAUUUUCUAAAAUUUCUUACUAUUUCCAAACUGAUUUUGAAUCGUUUGAGAAGUCAGAUGAAGAGCCCAUGGAAGUGUUCUUAAGCGUUAUCUGUCAGACCUUGGAGAAAUCAUUAUUCCAUUUCGAUCCCAAAACUCAUGAGUCUAUUGUGUCCGUAGCUGUUCAGGUGGUUAAUAGUAAGCCCGGAACAAAUAUUUUAGGUCGCUUCAAGAAUCUACAAAUCUUCGCUAAUAAGUCUACAAAAUCAGCUUUUUUGAAUUCUUACAAGCAAAUUCCUAGCAUUGAUUGGCUGUCAACACUCAAAGCCACGCAAAGCCUAAACUACGAGUCUUGGAUGUGUGCCUUUCUCUCAAAAGUCUUCCAAUUGUGUGGCUGGCAGGGAUUCGAUGAUUUGGCUGCCAAAUCUUUUGCUUUUGCCAAGACCUGUCUGCAGCCUUUCAUUAGAUUACUGCUAGAAAACCAUGAGCAUCAUGUGGAAAGUCUGUGCCAAAUGUUGGAUUACUUUUUCAAGGGUUUCGCAAGCUCAAUGUCAGUCUCCCAGGAUAUCUACCACAAUAAAAGAGCCAUCAAGCGCUUCUUGCACAUCUGCGAAAGCAUACGGAUCGUUAAUAAUUGGAGCAUUCCCGUAAAUCUGAGCAAUGUGAUUAUGGCCAGUAAUCACUGCCAGGCCUAUUUCCUUAGCAUUAUGUACUUGGAGCUCUGGGCUUCAGACCAAUUAAAUAUCUUGGAUAAUGAAUCCUUUCAAGCUUGUGCCAAAAAGGCAUACGAAUCCAUUGGUUGUCUGGAUGCUAUUCCAGGAUUUGUUAAUCCCAUGCGUUCUCGCUUGGAUUUUCUUGGCCAGAGUAGCAAUUUAUCCACUGUUCUAUUGGAGUCGGAUCACCUGGACAGUACUAGUAGUCAACUGUGCGUAGAACUAAUGAAAGGAAAUGGUUUGUGGUCGUUUGCCAAGCUCCAGCAACACCAGAACACAGAACCUGAUUAUGAGAUCUUCUGGCGCCUUGGAGAGUGGGAUUCACUGACGGAUCCAAAGUACCGACAAAUUCAAGCAAGCGUAAAAACAUCGUUCAAUCUGGAGCAGGAAUUCAAGAGACAUCACUUCUUAGCCCUCAGGAGCAUAGGCCAGCGGGAGGAGGAGAACAGCUUGUCGGCCAUAGACAUGGCCUAUAACUGUGUUAGAGAUAUUCUGAUGGAGAACAGCGUAGAGUGCCUUCAGAGUGUGUACAAGUACCUUACUUGGCUGUGCUCCCUUCAACAGUCAGAGGAUUUUUGUCAAAUCCAAUUUGGCAGCCAAGUUGAUCAUGGUCAGCUUACCAGGCUGUUUGGCAAAUGGCAAACGGAAUUAAAUUUAAACUACGGUAAUUUUUCUUGCAAGGAAUACGUUAUUGCGCAUCAGAUUGCUCUUUUUAAGAUGGCUGGAACGAAAGCUGGUCGGAGAAUGCAAGAGUUUUACCAGACAAAUCCCAUAACCACGUACCUACUAAAAGGAAUUGAGGAGUGUAAAAGCGCUGGAAAGUUUAAUCUGGCAGCCAAGUACAUUGCUACACUGCGAGAGCUUCCCAACAUCAGAGAAUUUACAAAGAUUAGUGUUCUGCUUGAAGAUGCCGAGGUGAAUUUGAAGAUGGGCAAUCAACAAAUAGCCAAAGCCAUUCUGGAGUAUGUAACCUAUAAUAAUGAGUUUCGUUGCUGUACCCAGCGUGUUCCGGCUUUUCGGAUGCAGGGAGAGUUCCUCCUAGACUGCAAUGCCGAAACUUUAAGUUGGGUGCAGACUAACAAGUUCAAUAUUUCGCUAAAGCUGAUCGAUGACUUUUUGCUGAACCGCCAAAUGCUGAGCGAAAAGUAUCGGGAUAUCUUCGAGUGGCAUCAACUUGACGCUUUCGCCAAUAAGCACCGAACGGCUGCAUAUGCAGCGAUGGCAAAAUAUGCUGAUCGGGAGUACCAGCAGCUUUACGACUACCGGCAUUCCCAGGAGUAUCUAACGCUGCAAGAUAUAAUCGAGCAAAACCGCCAAGCUGCAGAAGGAGUAACGCAGCGCGAGAACCAAGAUCGACGCAUAAUCUCAGUGCAGAUGAAACGUUAUGCAAGCUUGGAUGAGCGUCAUCUAAAGCACAUCGAAGAGAAGAUGACAGAGCACUUGUGCCUGGGGUUGCGCAACCAUAUGGCGUUCUGUCGACUGGACAAUGGCUUUUCAAGCGCCGCCAUUUACCGCAUCAUCUCACUAUGGUUCACUAAUGCCGCCAAUGAACAGUUGCAGAAGACUAUCAAAGAAGAGAUCCUAACGGUGCCUAGUUACAAAUUUAUUUGUGCAGCCAACCAACUGACGGCGCGCCUCAACUCAAAAAACAUGGCCCUGCUUAAAGGACUUGUGGAUCUACUGGUGCACUGCGGUUCGGAUCAUCCGCAUCAAACAUUCUACCAGCUGUAUCCGCUUGUCUUUGCUCACCUUGAUGGCGAGGACAGCAAUACCGAAAGAUCGGGAAUAGCUCGAAAAAUUAUCGCUAAAAUAUGUGCCAAGAAUUCCAAGGCGUCUGAAUGCAGUAAGCAGCUGGAGUCAUUGCUGCCAGCCCUCAUCACAUUUGCCAAUGAAGGCAAGACGCACAAUAAUCAACCGGUCUCGGAUUCUGUUCGGCAAAAGCAGUUCGAGAAGGUGAGGCGCUGGCGGAAUCUUAACGCUGUGCACUGUCCCACCCUUGAGUUGCCCGUUAUGCCCAGCAAGGAGUACAAUAUUACGAGCAUCGUCAAAUGGAACAACGAAAUUACACAAUGUGGUGGACUGAAUGCGCCUGUAAAAAUAUUGUGCGUAUGUUCCGAUGGUCAGACGCGGGCACAGCUGGUUAAGGGAAAGGACGAUCUACGUCAAGACGCCGUGAUGCAGCAGGUAUUCGGUAUUGUUAACGAGUUGCUUAAUCAAGAUUCGGAGUUUAUCGAACGCAAGCUAAAGCUGCGCACCUAUAAGGUUACUCCGCUGUCCAUGCGCAGUGGCAUUCUAGAGUGGUGCACUAACUCGACACCGGUGGGUCAAUAUUUGGUUGCAGAAGGGAAAGGAGGCGCACACGCGCGAUAUCGUCCAAACGACUGGAAUAACCAAAAAUGCCGUAAAUUAUCUUCGGAUCAUCUUAAAAUGUCAAAGGAUAAACGCUAUGCGAUUUACAAAAAAAUAUGCGAGAAUAUUAAACCUGUUUUUCAUUACUUUCUGCUUGAAAAAUUCCCCAUUCCGGGCGUGUGGUUUGAGCGGCGUUUGGCUUACACCAAUAGCGUAGCUACCACCUCAAUGGUCGGCUACGUCCUUGGACUGGGUGAUCGACAUACGCAAAAUAUUCUUAUAGACCAGCAGACAGCCGAAGUCAUUCACAUUGAUUUCGGUAUUGCCUUUGAACAGGGCAAAAUCCAGACGACUCCAGAGACCGUUCCAUUCCGACUGACACGCGACUUCGUGGCACCAAUGGGAAUAUGUGGCACGAAAGGAGUUUUUGCUAAAUCCUGUGAGGCUACCAUGCACAUCCUGCGUCGUUAUAAAUCAGUUUUUACCACCAUACUGGAGGUUCUACUCUAUGAUCCCCUUUUCAUUUGGGGUGUCCUAAAAAACAAACAAUCACCUCAACAAUCCAACGAGGAAUCUGUUAAUUUAGUUGCCCAGCGUGCGCUGCUUUUGGUGCAAAACAAACUAGAGGGCAGGGAGGCCGGCACACUUGGCGACUCGAAUGUCGAGGCACAAGUGGAGCGAUUGAUCAACGAAGCCACGUUGCCAAGCAAUCUCUGUAUGCUUUUUCCGGGCUGGGACCCGCAGCUAUAGUACAUCACAUUUAUUAUCAACUCAAAUAAAAAGGUAUUCUAGCUAUCGAGGAGGGAAACGCCAAAGUGGUAUACAUUAUGAUUGCUACCAGAGAUACAAAGUUUAUUCAACGGCUAGGGAAUUUCCAAUUUAUGAGCUGGACUUUAAAGAAUGGGUCUACGAUAAUUAUUUAAACAAUUUUUUUGGAAGUAACAAGGUCAAAUUUAGCUUUGACCCACAGCAAGUGCCCAGCCUUGCAGCCUCUUGUAGUUUAUAAUCCGGCAAACCAGCCAUAAAUCAAUAAACGGUUAUAAAUAUAAGGCUUAUCUAGACCCCACAUCGAUAAUACGGUAUUUGCUGGUAGCAAAAGCCUUUGUCGAAUGGGCGCUAUCGCGAAUACCUGACCAAAUAACAGACGGAUUUAAAUGCGAAUGUGCU